UCAGCCUGUCUCCUCAGUUGUGGAGCAGUUCAUUGAAACCAGAGCUGCUGCUGCUUCAGCUACCGGGGAGCACCAAGCCGCAGCCCCAGCCCCAGCCGCCCCCGGUCCAACCUGGGUGGGAAGCCAGCCUGAGCCAAGGAGGCAGCGCCAGCCAAGCAAGCAGAACCUUUUGGGGCUGCUGGGGGUCUCUCUGUGGUUAUUCUUCUGCAUGAUAAAAAAGGGACUUGCUCAACCCAACCCAACCAGCCAUCCAGCCACUAACAUGUCAAGAGAAGAGCAGCAGCACAUGGGGGAAUGCAACGGCAGCCACGCCGCCUUGCUCCAAAUCUGCACGCAAGAAGUUGAGAGCCCCUCGGGCAGUUCAAAGGCACCGAAUAUGUGCACCUCCAGGCGGAUUCUGUUGCUUGCGCUCACCUUCCUUGCAUACACCAUUGAUUCUGUCUCUGCACAUGGCCCUGCUGAAACUCUCUGUGGUGGAGAAUUAGUGGACACCCUGCAGUUUGUUUGUGGGGACAGAGGUUUUUACUUCAGCCGGCCUGUGGGCAGAAACAGAGGAAGGCUCAACCGUGGCAUUGUGGAGGAAUGCUGCUUCCGGAGUUGUGAUCUCAAUCUGUUGGAAACCUACUGUGCAAAAUCAGUCAAAUCAGAACGGGACCUCUCGUCAACUUCACUUGUUGUCUUACCAGCACUAAACAAGGACCCCUUUCAAAAGCCCUCUCAUGCUAAGUACUCAAAAUAUGACAUAUGGCAGAAAAAGAGUUCCCAGCGUCUGCAGAGAGGAGUCCCCAACAUCCACCGUGCCCACAGAUAUCGAUGGCAGGCCGAGGGACUCCAGGAGUCUGAAGAAUCCAAGAUCCAUCGUCCCUUGAUGGUUCUGCCAACCCAAAAGCCUCUUGUUGUGCAAACCACCUCAGAAACAUCAGGCAGCCAGAAGUGAACUGUGACAAACAGUCUGCAAAAUGGAUUCUUAAUAUUAUUAUUAAUAUUAUUAUUUUUCCAGUCUCAUGGGAGACCUUUCCCAGGCCUGGCCUUACCCUUUUUCUCUCUCCAAAACCAAGGCAGAGAAGAGGGAGGGCAAGUGCCCUUUCAUACUGAGGAGCAACAGAAAGAGGGCACCGUAACACCAAACAACUGACAUAGAAUGGGAUUACAACAUCGGCGGUGGCAGCAACAGCAGCAGCAUUUCUGUGGCAUUGUCUUUAUUAUUUUUGUUAAGAAAAGAUCUCUUGGUUUUGUUUUUUUCCUGCCCAGUAUUUUUUUGCCUUUACUUAAAAGGGACAGUUAAGGCACUUGAACUGUUUAUUAUCGGGCCACUGCCUUUUAGUCCAUAUGCCGACCAAUGAAGACAGAGCAAGAGAAGAUAAAUGACACUGGGAGAAGCCCAAUUUGUGUCUACAUUGACAAUAAAACAGAAAGGGGUGUGUAACAUCUGAGACUUUUACAUUCUGGCCUUGUUUCCAUCCCAUUAUGUUGUUGAAAAGUCCCAGUUAGUCUACAAUAUGUGUUUUUGAGGGGUUCUUUUUUAAAAAAAUUCUUUGCACGUUUUUAAAAGCCAGAGAAAGAAAUGAGAAGGCCCACUACCUUAUUUUUAAUUACACAGUUCCAAAUGUACUUGCACCUUUUUAAAAAUCACAGAUGAAGUGAGAGAGAGAGAGAAGAGUGAACAUAGGUUCACUUUAAUGGAGGAGGCGUAUGCAUUGCACAUUUGCCACAGAUUUAGUUGAAUUAUAUGAAAUAUAUAUUAUAUAUAACUUUUUUGUUUGGCAGAAAAAGCACUAUUUUUAAUGGGACCAUUUUUGUGUAUGCGUAGUUAACUGAAGAGGGAUUGUAAUGUUUUAAAUGUUGUUAUGGUGCUAAUGUAAGUUGGACGGGGGGAAAUCAAUCCAGAAAAUUACAAGAGGGAGGGGUGGGAAGGACAAGAUCUCGAAUACUGAACUUGAAAUUUUUUUAGCUUUUCGUUUUAGGAAAGUGUGAUAAGUGUUCUUUUUUUCUCUUCUGAAAUAUAGCUUGGUCAUGACCAUAUGAGCUAAUUGCCUUUCACUCAUAUACAUAAAAUGCAUGCACAUGCAGAAACACAAAUACAUCUAUACGCAUUGUAGAUCAAGAAAUUCUUUGUCUUCCUUACAGCCUUCACUCAGUCUUAUCUCCAGAACCUAGAGCAUGUCUACUGCAAAGGUACACACGUGUGCUUUGUGAGUAAUCCCAUUGGAUUUCAUGGAACUAUUCACUGUACAUAGUGCACCCAUUGGCCUUUGUAGUGUGAGGAGCACCAUCCUAUUGAGUUGGUCAUUUUUCCCUGUCUUCCUCUGACAUUUUCUCUCUGACAUGAUAGCUACUUUUUAGGUUAAAAAAAAAUUGACUUAAAUGGGUGGCUCACACAACUGACCCCAUCUGUUUAAUCUGCUGUUUUUUUUUGUUUUGUUUUUUGCUUCCUUCUUCCUUGUCAGCAAUAACAGACAACCUGCUUGAAAAUAUAAAUUUUCCUUCUUUCUGCUCCAGUGAGUAGGAAGUGUAGUUUAAUUUGGCUUUGAUAACACAGCAAAUGAAGGGCUAAGGAAACAUAACAUAUCUGAGGGGGUUGGUCCCUCUUCAUUCUUGCUUUCUUAUCCCUCAUUCUUUGUGGUACAAACCAGAAUUUGACUUGAGGCAUGAAAAUAGAGAAAUUAAAAAGCCUAUUCCUCUGAUUGAUACCCAAGCCUUGAUUAAAGUUCAAAUUUUAAAUUAUCAGUUCCCUGCCUAUUCUAUCAGUUAAAAAUGGGAAACCAAUCUCCCUAUCAUAUAUACUGAGCUACUUAGGCAAAGGGGGGGGACAAUCUAUUUGGUUCUUUACCUGCUUUGCCUUAUAUAUAACUAUACAUUUUAAAGAACAUACAAAUUACUUGAAUUGUAGCCUUUUCUCUUUUUAUCUCUAUUAUCAGUUUUUGGAAUUUGCAUCUUGCAAUCUUGAGCCAUGAUGCCUUUAAAGGUUUUAUUUUCCAUGGCACUGCAAAACAACAAUUACACCCCAAAAUGGGUUAUAAAGGAAGGGAAAAAAAUAAAUUGCUCUGUAAAACAAGGCCGAGUGGAGAGAGACCAGCCAAAGGAGAUUAAAAGUUUACAUUUGCAAAACAAAAGCUUCCCAUAGAAGCUCUUUACCAAAAUAUUUCCCCCUUUUUAAAAACAGUAAUGCAUAAAAUAUGCUUCACUCACAAGUAUCAAGGCUUCUUUAGAAUUUCCUAUAUAUAUGUAUAUGCUAUAAGGUAAAAAGCAGAGAAAUCACUUUUUUUUUGCAGCAUAACAGUAAUGAAAGGGAUUUAUCUAUAGUCUGGGAGAUCAGUUUUAUAAUAUUCUUAACAAAGCCGGGUCCCUAAGAAGUUAAAAGUAUGUGCUUUAUUUGAGCUUAUGAAGUAUUGGCAUAAGUCGAUGGAAUGUUCAUAAAGUUAAAUACCCCUCAAGUGCUUGUCAACUGGAGGAAAGUUUCAGUAGCCAGUGGGCCAGGAUGAGAGAAAGUGCUCAACUAAGAAAAUAUGCGGGUUUACUGGCUUUGGAGCACUGCAUCUUGGAAGUUGGUUCAAUGCCUCUCUAGCUGUUUAAAAGAACAGAAAUCAAGGUGGUUGUUAGAAUCCCCUUAUCCUGUUACAAUUAUUUACUUUAGUGCCAGAAAGAGUUUGAAAUGUUUCCUAUUACCUUGCCAAUACCUUUGGGGAAAAAUAAAAUAUGGAGUGAAAGCCAAAUUUAAUUAAAAUCUAAAUUCCACGGCAAUAAAUCUGGGCAAGAAUACUUAAAUCUGAUCAAAAUAAACAUGUUGGGUGGUACCUUGGCUAGUCAGUUUUCCUUUCCAAGUUGACAUUCACUGUUAAGCAUUUGGUCCUAUGCAUGCAUAUUUGGGAGCCACCCUUUUUUAAGUUCAGACACAUACAAACUAAUGUUGAGCCAGCCAGAGGAAAUGUGUUCUAGUACUGAGGUGUCUUCUAACUAUGCUGAAGGGAAUGCUCCAUUGUUCAGAUCACCUAGAUGCCUUGGAAAUAUUAAUUUGAUAAUAUUUCAUAUUAGCCCAAGAGACAUUGCACAAACUGUCCUUAGGCCAGUAAUGGUUGAGUGAGUGAUCUAAGUGUAUGGUAUCUUCAAGCCUUCUUUAGCAGGGCACGUAAUGAAUUUGGUGAGGUCUCCUUGAUAAUCAUAAAAGAGAUCAAAAACAGUACAAGAGAGAGGGAGGGUGGCUGACUUUACAACAGCAAACAACACAAUUCAUUCAGUGUAAAUUACUUGUACUGGUAUAGCACAACUGAUCCCUAGGGCAUUUCUAGUUUACCGACUAGUUUUUUCCCCUUUCUUUUUUUUUUGGGGGGGGGGGGGGUGGUGGUGGUGGUGGUGGUGGUGGUGGUGGUGGUUCUUUUUUCUUUGGCAAGGUGGGGCAAACCCACUUUAAAAAAAUACAAAACAUUGCUGGAAUCCGUACUGGUCUGAUUUCUUCCACCCCUCUAGUGCAAAGCCACAAGCACUGGAUAGGGUGGGACAUGGUUACCCAAACUGGUUCCACCAUAUUAACAGUCUCAUAUCAAGCUUCAUUCAUUUCAUCCUGCCUGAUUGCAAAGGCUCAGUGUUUUGGUGAUAGACCUAGCUGCCUCUGCACUAAAUGAAGGGAAGAAUUGUAUUUGUUGUUUUGGAAAAUUUUAAAAAUGUUUUUGGAUUUGUAUGUGUGUGUGUGUAUGUGUGUGUUUCAUUGUAUGUAUUAUUGUCUGCUCAAGUUUUAUAUGAUGGGGUGGGGUGGGAAAGAGGGUGGGAAAUGGGAGUUGAUGUAUCUUGAAAUAUUCCACUUGUGUGCACUCAAUAUGCAAGAUUCAAACUGCCCGGAUUCUGCACCUAUUGUACUUUUCAUUUGUAAUACAGUAUCAAUAAAGCAAUCAGUUAUAAUGUU
Molecule: messenger RNA, 4897 nt
Organism: Anolis carolinensis (green anole)
Lineage: Eukaryota; Metazoa; Chordata; Lepidosauria; Squamata; Anolidae
Gene: igf2
Product: insulin like growth factor 2
Exons: 4
Coding region: 209-937 (242 amino acids)
Biological process (GO): regulation of muscle cell differentiation; positive regulation of activated T cell proliferation; positive regulation of vascular endothelial cell proliferation
Cellular component (GO): extracellular region
Molecular function (GO): hormone activity; protein serine/threonine kinase activator activity; insulin-like growth factor receptor binding
Source: RefSeq, a predicted model, not a curated record